AUGCUGAUCCACCUCCUGGGCAGCCCUGUAACAAAUAUCGCGUCCCUCUUGCACACGCUCUCUUCCUGCCGGCACAGCGCAAAGAAGAUGCAAAAGAAGCUACGAGAUAUCCAAAGAGACAUCAAGGACGAGUUGGCGUCCUGGAGGCUGGAAAGCCCCCUGGCGAGGGAGUUGGUACACAGCCACUCGGGAAAAUCCACCAGCGAGCGAAAAUUCACCAGCCUGUGGAAGCAGCUGUCUCUGAUCAAAGUCUCGUACGAUGAAUGGGGCGUCGAAUCCUCCGAGUUCCUCAUGCGUACGCUUGACAGCCUCUUCCUCGACCCUCUGCCCCUUCGUUACGGGUCAAGAUCACUCGUUCAAAGAAGGGAAGUACUCGCCCAGAUUAAAAAGGCGGCUGACAUGCUCGCUGCUGAUCGGGCGACGUAUGUGCUUCCUAUUUUCAUCGCGCAGUUUGUGUUUAUCGCCUCCAUCAGCGCGGCGUUUUGGAGGGUGAUUGGGGUUUUCCCUGAGGAUGGGGAGUGGACGAAUGUGGAGGCUUAUUCGAUCGCCAUGUCGGCGCCGUUUUUGUACAUGGUGCCGGCUGUGUUUUUGAGCGCGAUUAUCGGGGUAAGUCAGACGGAGAGGAGUGUGGUGAGGGUGUUGAAUGAUUUGGGGGAGAAGCUGAUGAAGGAGGAGUGGGUGGUUGAGAGGGGGGUUUCUUUGGGGACCGAGGGUGAGAAGGAGAGGGCGGUGGUGGUUUCGGUUGGUGUUGCGGCUGGACGUGGGGCGUCUCCAGUAACGAGUGAUACUGAGAGGGAUGAGAGUCCUGGGAGUGAACAGUUGCUGCUGUUGACGCCUCGGGGCCAAGCGACAACUGCUGAACCGACAACAAAUGUCAGCGCAGAGGCUGUAAAGAGGGAAUCGGUCAGGAUACCGGUCGUGGUGGAGAAACAGCCCAUCUUUCAGAGGGUGUGUCACGGGGGAAUCUAUGGCUGGAGGCCCGAGAUCCUCACAGCACGACAGAUACGACAGACAUGGCGCCACGUUGUUUUGGCCUUGAAUCUCGUCAUCAUGUCUGUGGUUGUGGCAUCAUGGAUAUCUUACCGGGUGCCUCCGGAAGGAUUCGACUGUCGUAACGCAGGGCAGGCGGCGCUGUUGAUAAUGUGGUUGCUCAGCUUUGUGCUGGACUGUGUCUUUGCAUACUACAUGGACCGCUGGGGCCAUCUCGAGAGUGGGAAGGGCUACUGGUAUGAGGCUGUGUUUAUCAAGGACUUCAUCGUGGGAUGGGCGGCCGUUGUCAUGAUUUUGGUUGUCCAAGUAGGCAUCUUCAACCGGUGCGACUGCUUCUCACUUUGGGGAAAGGUCCCGGUUGCUCUGCCGCAGAUUCCAGAGGUUGCUGCUGUGUUGAUGCAUCGUAUUUCAUUUGAGUGGCCUGCGGUGACAUUUGGAUGGAUUGCUAUAGAGCUCGGCAUUUGCGCUGUGAUUUGGUGGACGUAUAGAGAUGCCUUUAGCGUGUAUAACCAAGAGGACGGGGGUGAGGAGAAAUGA
Podospora anserina S mat+ is the source of this 1527-nucleotide messenger RNA. RefSeq lists its product as uncharacterized. NCBI's taxonomy places the organism in Eukaryota, Fungi, Ascomycota, Sordariomycetes, Sordariales, Podosporaceae. The record is from RefSeq and is a predicted model, not a curated record. Bases 1 to 1527 code for a protein of 508 amino acids. The transcript has a single exon.